GAGACGGCAAGGGCUGGUCCGGUGGCAGCACCAGACCUGAUGGCGAGGCCAACCAGCCUGCAAACAUCAAGGAGAAGCGACCCAAGGUCUUCCUAGAGGUCGAGCUGCACAAGCGCCAGCUGGGUCGCAUCGUCCUGGAGCUUUUCGGGGACGUGGUCCCCAAGACGGUGGAGAACUUCCGCUGCCUUUGCACGGGUGAGAAGGGCAUCAGCGCAGUCUCUGGCAAGCCGCUGAGCUUCAAAGGGAGCAGGUUUCACAAAAUCAUUCCAGGCAAGAUCAUACAAGGUGGUGACAUUACAAAGGGAGAUGGAUCAGGGGGUGACUCCAUCUACAAUCAGGAUGGAGAUGGUACCUUUGGAUGUGAAAACUUCAAGGUGAAGCACGAUAGACCCGCCCUCGUCUCCAUGGCACACAAACGUGGCCAAGAAGGUAAGAACUGCUCGCAGUUCUUCUUCACCUCCAAGGCGGAGCCCAAGCUGGAUGGCAAGCACACCGUGUUCGGGCGGGUCAUUGAAGGCCUUGACAAGCUGUCCAAGCUCGAGUCUAUGGGCACGAAGGGUGGAACUCCUCUCUUUGAGGCAGUCAUCUCGGACUGCGGCGAGCUCGAGUCGGCUUGCAUGGGCGCCCGCAAGCGGAAGAUGGAGCAGGUGCCAUUGCCUCCGGGCUGGAAGCAGAAGGAGUCCCGCUCCAAGGUGAGCCCCCUCUCUUCCCUUGGCUUUGGCUUCAUCCAGAAGCCGGGGAGGGAGAAGCCAGAGGUGUUUGCUGUUGCCACGCAGCUCAAAGGGAGGGGCGGGCCCGGCAUGGCAAGCCUCAAGGAGCCGCUGCUGCCCAACAGGAAUGUCGUGCCGAAGGGUGCGAGCGCAGUCCAGACUGCACUCGCCUUUGCCGUCUUCAUUGCCGUUAGAAGUUUCCAUCCAAUCAUCAUUGAUAUCUCAAAGACGGAUGGCAAGCUUCCAUACGGCAAGGCCACCCCAUGCGUGGUGAAUUCGGCUGUUGACAUUGCCAUUGGCAACACACUGGCACUGCUCUUCGGAGGAAUGGAUGGCUUGAAGCAGUGCUGGGACCCGGUGCCACUGAAGAUCUUCAGUGCCAUUGCGGUGGUGUAUGCAUUUGGAGACUUUCUUGAGAUGCAGUCAAUGGCUGUCAUGGGGGGUGCUGCGUAUCAGAUCUUGCUUCAGAGCAAGUUGCUUGUCACAGCCCUCAUCAUGUGGGGCCUGCGCGGCCAGCGCCAAACCACUCUGCAGUGGAAUGUACUAGUCACCAUCGCCCUGGGCAUGAGCGCAUUCGUGCUGUCAGAAGACAGCAGCGACGAGGGCAGCUUUCAGCCCAUCGGCCUGCUUUUUGUGGUGGCCAAGGUCUUCUUCUCCUGCCUUUGCGCAGUGCUUGCCGAGAAACAUUUGAAGGCCUUCAAAGAAAUGCCCAUAUACGCUCAGGUCGCGCAGCUGAAGAUUGCUUGGCUGGUGACUUCGCUGCUGCUGACUCUUUUGUUUGACCGGAACGUGCGGGAGGACGGCUUUUGGAGCGGAUGGGAUAGCCGGACGAUUGUGGUCGCAAUCUCUUGGGUCUGCAAAGGGUGGUCGACCUUCUACGUCCUCAAGACCCUGGACUCUGUGCUCAAAAACAUUGGCGAGGCCGCGGCAAUCCUGGUGAUUUACAUCUUCGACGUGCUUGUUGCAGAUGCGGUCUCAGACAUUUUGCCCGUGCACGGCAAAGACUUCCACAUCGCCACGUGUUUGAUGGUUCUAGUCAUUGUGCUGACCGUGAUCAGCUACACCUUGGCUCCAACUUGGAAGUCUGCUUGA
Molecule: messenger RNA, 1802 nt
Organism: Effrenium voratum
Lineage: Eukaryota; Dinophyceae; Suessiales; Symbiodiniaceae
Source: the annotation of a GenBank genome assembly